AGAAAAUGACAAGAGACACACAAAGAAGCCUAAAUAAUGUAAAUGAGGAAUACCUUGGAGCAUUAAGAACAAAAUCAUAUGAUGAUUUCAUUACAAAAGCUCAAUUACUUGUAAAUGAACCAUCAUCUCCUAAUUCUCAAUUAUGUCACAUUAAUACUUUCUCAAAAAUCCUCCUUGAUCCAAGCCAAGAAAAAAUUACAUCAAUUCUUGAAACAACUAUUUUUCAAGCCAAAAAAUACAAUCUCAAAUCCCUUCUUACAAAUUACUUUAAUAUAAGUGCGGACGCAUCAAAAUUCUGCAGUCAAAUCCUUAAAAGCAUAAGCCAAAUUCAAUCUCACUAUGGUUUUAUCGAACAAGUCCUUGACUCGGUCGAUAAUUGUUCCAAUUUUGACCAAUUUGGUUAUCUAGUACUACUCGAGCUUCGAACUUUUAUUAUUCAUAACAACCCCUUUUCUGAAUUCAAAAAACAAGAUUUUACGCAAAUUAACGAUGAAUAUUCAUCAGUGUUACAAUGUUUGAAGUCUAAGAAAAAAAGGGUGGUUAGGAAAAUCAAAUUGAUCAAAUGUGUCAACAAGACUUCAGGGGUAUGUGUGACAGUGGCUUGUGGACUAGUUGUUGUGGCAGCAUUGGUACUAGCAGCACAUACAUUUGCAGCAAUAGUCAUGGGACCGGCGAUUUUAACCCUACCUUUAAAGCCAUUUAAGAAAAAAUUUAUGAGUUUUCCAUUCUUGAAAUGUGGAUUUUUAAGAAAAGUUGGAGAUCAACUUGACGUUGCAACGAAAGGUACUUAUAUUUUGAAUAGAGAUUUUGACAUGAUUUCUAGGCUUGUGGAUAGACUCCAUGAUGAAAUUGAUCAUAAUAAGGAAAUGAUACAAUUGUGUUUGGACAAAAGGGAAGAUAGAGUUUCAUUGGAAGUGUUGAAGGAGUUGAAGAAGAGUAAUAUUGGAUUCAAGAAACAAGUGGAGGAACUUGAAGAACAUGUUUAUUUAUGUCUUUUAACGAUUAAUCGUGCAAGAGCUUUGGUAAUUAAGGAAAUUGCAAAAUCAUGUGGGGAUAAAAGUUAAGGUAGUAGCCAAUAAAAAAGGCUUGUAUAUGAUGAUGAUAUUAUUCUUUGAUUAAAUUUGUAAAUAUGAGUUAUUCAUGUAAAUAGCUUCUUGAAUGAAAAAAAAAAGAGGAGAAAGAAGCAAAUAAUACAAAU
Solanum verrucosum is the source of this 1198-nucleotide messenger RNA. RefSeq names its product UPF0496 protein At1g20180-like. The coding region runs from base 6 to 1064 and encodes 352 amino acids. NCBI's taxonomy places the organism in Eukaryota, Viridiplantae, Streptophyta, Magnoliopsida, Solanales, Solanaceae. The transcript has a single exon. The record is from RefSeq and is a predicted model, not a curated record.